UUCCUCCUCGCUAAUUAUUUUCGGAUCAAAUCAGCUAAAAAAGCAGCUGCACAAAAAAGAAACGAGAGAAUCUCGCUCUCCCUCUCUCAAAGCUCUGACCUUUACUUACAACUAUCCUUCAUCAUCAGCUUCGAUUCUCCGAGAAAUCUGGAGGUUUGUUAGCGCCGGCAUUUGGAUCUGAGCUCUAGGGCUCAGUGGCCUCGAUUGGAUUCCGAUGGGGUUCUUGAUUGGAUUAGGGCGCGGGAGAAGGCGGGGGAUCGUCGGAGGUUGCGAUUCUUGAAGCGGCGGCUGCGGCGAUGGCGGCGGCGGAUCAAGGAAGAGGCGGUCCUGUUGAGAGGGACAUCGAGCAGGCUAUAACUGCUCUUAAGAAAGGAGCCUAUCUCCUCAAGUAUGGCCGCAGAGGAAAGCCCAAGUUUUGUCCAUUCAGGCUGUCCAAUGAUGAAUCCGUUCUAAUUUGGUUUUCAGGCAAAGAGGAAAAGCAUCUCAAAUUGAGUCAUGUGUCCAGGAUCAUGCCUGGACAGCGCACUGCAAUUUUUCAGAGGUACCCACGGCCUGAGAAGGAGUGCCAGUCCUUUUCUCUUAUAUAUAGCGAUAGAUCACUUGACCUUAUAUGUAAGGAUAAAGAUGAGGCUGAAGUCUGGUUUGCUGGUUUAAAAACAUUGAUAUCUCGCAAUCAUCACCGAAGAUGGAGAACAGAAUCAAGAAGUGAUGGAAUGUCAUCUGGAACAAGUAGUCCAAGAACAUAUACCAGAAGAAGUUCACCAAUAAGCUCCCCAUUUGGCAGCAAUGAGAUGCAGAAGGAUGGAAGAGAUCAUCUUCGGUUUCGAAGUCCAUAUGGAAGCCCCCCAAAGAAUGGUUUGGAUAAGUCAUUUUCUGAUGUACUGUAUGCAGUACCUCCUAAGGGUUUCUUUCCUUCAGAUUCUGCUAGUGGUUCGGUCCAUUCAUUAUCAUCUGGAUGUUCUGACAGUAUAAAUGUGAAUGUGAGGAGCACCGCAACAGAUGGAUUUAGGGUAAGUUUAUCGAGUGCUGUAAGUUCAUCAAGUCAAGGUUCUGGACAUGAUGAUGGUGAUGCCUUGGGGGAUGUUUUUAUAUGGGGUGAAGGGACUGGAGAUGGUAUUCUAGGUGGUGGAAGUAAUAAAGCUGGAAGCUGUUCUUCUACCAAAAUGGAUUCUCCCAUGCCAAAAGCUUUAGAGUCUGCCGUUAUACUUGAUGUCCAGAACAUUUCUUGUGGUGGAAAACAUGCUGCCUUAGUUACUAAACAGGGUGAGAUCUAUUCCUGGGGGGAGGAAUCAGGGGGUAGGCUUGGGCAUGGUGUAGACUCAGAUGCCUCACAUCCGAAACUCAUUGAUUCUUUAGCGAAUAUGAACAUCGAAAUUGUAGCAUGUGGGGAGUACCAUAGUUGUGCCGUUACGCUUUCCGGAGACAUGUAUACAUGGGGCCAAGGAACGUUUGGGCUCCUUGGGCAUGGAAAUGAAGUGCAUCACUGGGUGCCAAAAAGAGUGAAUGGACCUUUGGAGGGUAUACAUGUUUCAUCAAUUUCCUGUGGACCUUGGCAUACGGCUGUUGUGACCUCUUCCGGUCAGUUGUUUACUUUUGGAGAUGGAACCUUUGGUGUUCUUGGUCAUGGAGAUCGUAGAAGUAUCUCAAUACCCAGAGAAGUCGAAUCACUGAAGGGGCUAAGAACAGUGCGAGCAGCAUGUGGUGUUUGGCAUACUGCUGCAGUUGUAGAAGUUAUGGCUGGAAAUUCCAGUUCCAGUAACUGUUCUUCAGGGAAACUUUUUACAUGGGGUGAUGGAGAUAAGGGUCGCCUAGGACAUGGUGACAAGGAACCAAAACUUGUGCCUACUUGUGUUGCUGCCUUGGUUGAGCCUAACUUUUGCCAGGUUGCAUGUGGGCAUAGCAUGACAGUGGCUCUCACUACAUCAGGCCAUGUUUACACUAUGGGCAGUACCGUGUAUGGCCAACUUGGAAACCCACAGGCAGAUGGAAAGCUACCUAUCCGCGUCGAAGGAAAGCUCCUUAAAAAUUUCGUUGAAGAGAUAUCUUGUGGUGCUUAUCAUGUGGCAGUUUUGACUUCAAGAACUGAAGUGUACACUUGGGGUAAAGGAGCAAAUGGACGUUUAGGUCAUGGGGAUACCAAUGACAGAAGUUCCCCAUCUUUGGUUGAUGCUUUGAAAGACAAACAAGUCAGAAGCGUUGUUUGUGGUACUAAUUUUACUGCAGCAAUUUGUAUUCAUAAAUGGGUGUCUGGGGUGGACCAAUCUGUCUGCUCAGGCUGCCGCCAGCCAUUUAAUUUUAAGAGAAAACGCCAUAAUUGCUACAAUUGUGCGCUUGUUUAUUGUCAUUCUUGCAGCAGUAAGAAGUCUCUUAAGGCUUCCAUGGCACCAAAUCCUAACAAACCAUAUCGUGUCUGUGAUGGCUGCUUUAACAAGCUGGGGAAGGCGUUGGAAAAUGAUUCUUCAUCUCAUUCAUCACUUAAUAGGAAAGGAAGCAUCAUUCAGGGUUUUAAUGAGAUGAUUGAGAAGGAGGACAAAUUGGACUCUAGAUCCCAUGUACAGAUAUCUAGGUUGUCAUCAAUGGAGUCAUUUAAGCAUUUGGACGGACGAUCGAAGAAGAGUAAGAAAUUUGAAUUCAAUAGCAGUCGUGUAUCUCCAAUUCCAAAUGGAACCUCAAAUUGGGGUGGCUUAAACAUUUCAAAAUCCUUAAAUCCGGUCUUUGGGUCAUCAAAAAAAUUCUUCUCUGCUUCUGUUCCUGGAUCAAGAAUUGCUUCCCGUGCAACAUCUCCUGUAUCAAGAAGAACCAGUCCCCCACGUUCAACAACCCCAACACCCACUCUUGGAGGACUUACUUCUCCAAAGUUUGUUGUAGAUGAUGCAAAAAAGACAAAUGAUGGCCUGAACCAAGAGGUUCUCCGGUUGAAGGCACAGGUGGAAAAUCUUACUCGGAAGGCCCAACUUCAAGAAAUUGAGUUGGAAAGAACAACUAAACAGCUGAAGGAGGCAAUUGCAGUUGCAGGAGAAGAAACUGCAAAGUGUAAAGCAGCUAAAGAAGUGAUUAAAUCACUUACAAGCCAAUUGAAGGACAUGGCAGAAAGGUUGCCUGGAGGGGGACUGAGAAAUGGUGGCAAACUCCCUUCUUUAGCAUCCUUCAGUAGUAGUCCUGCUUCAAGUGAUUUUUCUGUGGCAGCUAUUGACCAAAUGAGCAGCUUGAUCACUUCCCAUGAACCAGAUUCAAAUGGUUCUGCAAAUGGAGCUUUAGCAAACGUACCUGGUUCCAAUAGCCACCACCGGAACAGAGUCGGUGGUCAUUCAGAAGUAAGGAACGGUAGCAAACCACCUGAUGCAGACCCGAAUCACGAAUCUGAAUGGGUCGAGCAGGAUGAACCAGGCGUUUAUAUUACACUAGUCUCUUUGCCUGGUGGAAUGAAAGACCUCAAGCGAGUUAGGUUCAGUCGAAAGCGUUUCAGUGAAAGGCAAGCAGAGCAAUGGUGGGCUGAGAACAGAGCCAGGGUUUAUGAACACUACAACGUCCGCAUGGUUGACAAUAGAUCCGCUGUCAGUGUUGGUAAUGAAUAAUGUACCUUCAUCCAUAAAGGUUGAAAUAUUCUUUUAACCUUUUUUCCCCUCUUGGUACUGGGGUUUUUCCUUCUUUCCCCCCUCCUAUUGGAGCCAAAGCCGCAAUCGCAAGUUGUAAAUGUGGGUUUAUUUUAUUUUAGCCCUUGAAAAGAAUUGGUGGGGCUCGGUAUAAAAGGAAUAUGAGUUGGGGGUCUUGGUGAUUUUUCUCUCUAUGGGGAAUAGAUUGGGUGUGGGUGUGAGAAAUGUAUAUUCAUAGUAGCCGGGUUAUAUUUUGCCUUGUAAAUUCUUGAACUACUUGCAGUGUUCUCUCUUCUUGCAUCUUUUUGCUCCUUUCUCAAUGUUUCCCUUUGGUUUCUCUUUAAAGUAUCACCUAAGCAAUGUGUAACAAAAGUUUAGAAAGUAAA
Messenger RNA from Asparagus officinalis (garden asparagus), 3979 nucleotides. RefSeq lists its product as uncharacterized. The record is from RefSeq and is a predicted model, not a curated record. NCBI's taxonomy places the organism in Eukaryota, Viridiplantae, Streptophyta, Magnoliopsida, Asparagales, Asparagaceae. The coding region runs from base 297 to 3575 and encodes 1092 amino acids. The transcript is spliced from 9 exons. Gene Ontology annotation, molecular function: metal ion binding.